Messenger RNA from Acanthochromis polyacanthus (spiny chromis), 7120 nucleotides. It is a transcript of the gene clip2, whose product is annotated as CAP-GLY domain containing linker protein 2. NCBI's taxonomy places the organism in Eukaryota, Metazoa, Chordata, Actinopteri, Pomacentridae. The coding region runs from base 856 to 3957 and encodes 1033 amino acids. Gene Ontology annotation, cellular component: cytoplasm; microtubule plus-end; nucleus. Gene Ontology annotation, molecular function: microtubule plus-end binding. Gene Ontology annotation, biological process: cytoplasmic microtubule organization. The transcript has 18 exons. The record is from RefSeq and is a predicted model, not a curated record.
GAACACAAGGAGAAGCUUCUUAAAUGUUGAAUAUCAGUGCGGAGAGUGUUGCUCUGGGGAUUUUAUUUACGCCGAAUAUUAGAGUACGCCACGUCACUGGAAACAGCACCAAGUAGUGCUUUUUCAAUGACUAAUUUUCACGGAUACACGCGGUUGAGCUUAAACUGGCAUUUUUUCAAACGUGGUUCGUCACAGCGAUGAGCAGUCUGCCCCGUCUUUCCCCCAGGAGGCUCUGCUUCCCAGCCCCUUUGUUCAGUGUAGCCGGUGGGCUGAGUCAGAGGGAGGCAACAAAUCCACACUUACUGUGGGAACACCGACAAGAGAAGAGGAGAGGGCCUAAGGAAUCGGAAAUAUCUGGGAAUUUGCGUUUAACCAGCGUGAAAAAGUUGCUUUUUCCUGAUGCUGACUUUCGCCUCGGAGACGCUCCGGAGCUGCGAGCCAGAGUUGGGCUCCUAAAGCGGCCGUGUAUGCCGAUUAUCUCCGCUCUUGCGGCCGCUUUAGCCCUCACCAUCCUACUGCUGGGAGAGGAACCGGCAGGCUACGAGCUAAAACCAUCACCGGCGCGCUGCUGCCUGCUGUUGCCAUCAUCUGCUGAUCCACGCUGACUCUCCCUUCCAGUUUCUGCUCAGCAUCCAUAUUUGCAUCCCAGGGAGUGGCAGCAGCUAAAUCCCCCCCGAUUCACCCCCGGCAGGACGCUGAAAGUUGCCCGACGCCUCCUCGGAAGCUGAAUUUUCCCUCACAGCAAAGCUGAACAUGGAAAGCGACGGCCAGCACUCCGUCGUCUAGUGCCUGAACCAGAAGCCUUCAUCACCAGGGAGGAGCUCUCCGGUCCCGGCGUCUCGCUGCUCCUGUAGAAUGAACAUGCUGAAGUCCAGCGGACUGAAGAUCCCUGGCCGUGGGCCCAAACAUUCCAGCCCGGUGGGAAGGACCUCGGCGGGUGGAACAUCCAGCCCCAUCGCCCCUAAAGACAGCAUUCCACUCAAGCCCACCACACCGACGAAAAUCUCCGAAGAGGGCGAUGAUGUGUUGGGGGACUACACCGUGGGCGAACAGGUCUGGGUCAACGGUGUCAAACCCGGAGUCAUCGCCUACCUCGGGGAGACCCAGUUCGCCCCGGGACAGUGGGCCGGCGUGAUCCUGAAUGACCUAGUUGGCAAAAACGAUGGUUCAGUGGGCGGCGUGCGCUACUUCGAGUGCCAGCCCCUGCAGGGCAUCUUCACGCGACCCUCCAAGCUCACCCGACAGCCGGUCGGAGAGGGAAGCGACAGCCACUCCACCGACUCGGCCCAGAAUCAGACUCAGCAGGGCGGCGGUGGUGGCGCUCCCGGUGGCCAGCGGGUGGUACCGCUCCGAGAGGGGCUGCUCAACAGCGCCGUGAAAACCGGGAACGAGUCGGGGUCCAACAUGUCUGACAGUGGCUCGGUUAAAAAAAGUGGAGAUAAGGACCUUCGAGUUGGAGAUCGAGUUCUGGUCGGAGGCUCUAAGAUGGGAGUCAUUCGUUAUAUGGGGGAGACAGACUUCGCUAAGGGUGAGUGGUGUGGGGUGGAGCUGGACGAGCCUCUGGGGAAGAACGACGGUGCUGUCGCUGGUACAAGAUACUUUCAGUGUCUCCCCAAGUUCGGCCUGUUCGCUCCGAUCCACAAAGUGAUCCGCAUCGGUUUCCCGUCCACCAGCCCGGCCAAGGCCAAGAAGAGCAAACGGGUGGCCAUGGGGGUCUCCUCUCUGGCCCACAGCCCCAGCAGCUCCUCCAUCAGUUCAGUCAGCUCGGUGGCCUCCUCUGUGGGUGGACGACCGAGCCGAGCUGGGCUGCUGACGGAGACGUCGUCGCGUUACGCACGGAAGAUCUCGGGCACCACGGCGCUGCAGGAAGCCCUGAAGGAGAAGCAGCAGCACAUCGAGCAGCUGCUGGCCGAGAGGGACCUGGAGAGGGCCGAGGUGGCCAAAGCCAACAGCCACAUCUGCGAGGUGGAGAAGGAGCUGAGCGUCCUCAAGGCCCAGCAUGUGCAGUAUGUAACAGAGAAUGAAAACACCCUCCAGCAAGUCAAAACAAUGUUGGCGAGCACACAGAAAGAUAAACUGGAACUGGCUAAUCAGCUUGAAGAAGAGAAAAGGAAAGUGGAGGACCUCCAGUUCAGAGUAGAAGAAGAAUCCAUCACCAAAGGAGACCUGGAGACUCAGACGAAAUUGGAACAUGCCCACAUUCGUCAGCUUGAGCAGAGUCUGCUCCUCGAAAAGUCGAGAGCAGAGGAGCUCCAGAAAGAAUUAGAGAAGCGGAGGCAAACCACGGUGGAGGAGCAGAGUCGCAUCGUGCAGCUGGAGGAGGAGCUCGGCCUCCGGAGGGCCGAGAUCGAGGAGCUCCAGGCUCAGCUCAGAGGGGCCGACGGCGGCUCGCAGAAGGCCGGUGACGGCGAGGCGACUCCGGGGAGCGACGCCCAACCGGAGACCCUCCUCCUCCGGGAGCAGCUGCUGUCAGCGGGUCGGGAACACGUCAAGGAGAGCAGCGAGCUGAAGGAGAAGUACGAGGCCGAGUUAGCAGCAGCCCAGCAGGAGAUUAACUCCCUGAAGGCCGUGGUGGAGAAACAGAACCUGGAGAUCAGUGAGACGAAGCAGAAGGUCCAGCAGGCCAACAAGGAGAACAUGGAGAUGAUGGACACCUGGAAGGCUAAGUUUGACACUUUAGUGAGCGACCACCAGCGAUCCCUGGAGGAGCUGAAGGCGUCGCUGAGCGGCGACAACGCUGCUCCAGAGGGCCAAGAGCCAGACGCCCAGGAGCUGAGGGCCGCUCUGGAGGGCCUGAAGAUGGAGCACCAGCUGGAGGUGGAAAACCUCAAAGCCAAACACAAGAUCGAAGCCGCCAUCCUGACCAAGGAGCGCGAGGACCUCAGCGCUCGUCUGCAGGAGGCCAAAGAGCAGCUGGCCGAGGGGAGCCAGGCGUGGAGGGCAGAGGUCGAAGCUCGGAGCGGGAAGCAGGCGCUGGAGGAGGCGGCCAACAAGCUGCAGAAGGCCGAGCAGAGGCUGGCGGAGGUGGAGAAGCUUCGGGAGGAGCAAGACAAGAGCACGGAGGAGCUGAGGGGGAGGCUGGAGCUGUCGGAGAAGAAGAUGAGCGACUACGAGGCGCUGCAGAAAGCUCAGGCCGAGAGCCAGGAGGAGAUCCAGAAGCUGGAGGAGAAACUGAGGGUGACGGCCAACCAGCUGCAGGCCAUCCAGGCCGACCGCUACACGUCCCACGAUGCAAAUGUGAUAGAAGAUAAUGAACUCUCAGACGAGAAGAUGAAACUGAAACAGAAUAUUGAAGAAACAAUGGAGAAGCUGUUGAAAAGGGAAAAAGAGGUUUCUACGCUCACGUCCCAGGUUGAGGCCCUCAAAUCGCAGAUCGGAGCUCUGGAAAGCAAAGUUCGCUCGGGGGAGAAGAAAGUGGAAUCUCUGGCCAGGGAGAAGAUGCGAGUGGAGGCAGAGCUGGAGUCCAUGACCAAGAAGUCCCAUGAUGCAUCUGGGCAGCUGGUCAGCAUUAGCCAGGAGCUGCUGAAGAAGGAGAGGAGUCUGAACGAAUUGAGGGUGCUGCUGCUGGAGUCGCAUCGUCAUUCUCGGGACAUGGAGAAAGACCUGAACCGAGAAGUCCACAAGGCCGAGUGGAAGGUGAAGGAGCAGAAGCUUCAGGACGACAUCAAGACGCUGCGAGAAAAACUGCUUUUACUGGGUCCUGGACGUUGCUCUCCGGACCUCCGGCGGCAUUCAAUGCUCGAUCCGUCUGCUCUGGACUCGGAGGUGAACCGCCUCCGCCAGCGGCUGCUCAGCACCGAGGAAGCCCUGAGGAACGCCUUGGAGCACAACCACCAAGUGGACAAGCUGGUCCAGGCCAUGCGCAGACAUCCAGAAAAAAGCCCGGUGCACGGCGCAAAUUCAGCUAAUGGGAUUCACCACCAGGAGUCAGGCAGCACUCGAGAUGAACAACACUGAUAAAAGCAGAAGAGAUACGACUGGGACGCUGACAUGACUCAGACUGAACUGGGACUCGCAGAAGUAAAUUAAAAAAGACAGAAGCUCGUCCGACGUCCGUCCUGAUCCUGCGAUGGACGCCUGAAGAACCUUUCAGUUUACAGUUCAUACCAAAACAGCGAAUCUCUAUCUCAAGUGAAUUUAUGUGUUGUUGCAGAAAGCACCUAUUAGCCAAUCAUGAAGACCGCUUAAAGUCCUAUAAAGUAUAGACAGGAAGUAAGGCACGGACAUGAAGAGACAUUAUCGGUACAACAACUGCUGAGAACUCACAGUGUGGCGACUUUUGAUGCUUUACGGUAGUUAGAAAAGUUUGAAUCUACGAGUUGCCGGGAACUCUUUUGACAAUUCUGAAUUUUGAAAGCAAAAACGGCUGAUGGACACCAACGUGAAGAACUGGGCCUCAGCCGCUUUGUCUGUUUUAUUUAUUACUUUUACUUUGCUCCUCUGCUUUGUAAUAAUCCUCUAUACUGUAGGUGAGCUGUCUUGGCCUCAGAGCAACACGUAAGAACAACUGUUUUCAAAGGGAAUGUGGCUAAUUUGUCACCUUCUUAUGUGAUAUCUGAGGAGGAUUGGUAGCAAAAUCAUUACGCCGUUCUGUGUUACGGUGCAUAAGUAUGAUUGGAAAUGUUCUCUCCACUCAACAGCUUCCAACUUCUUGUUUUUUGAACAUUGUAUGGUUUAAAAGUGGUUCUGUGUAAAAGGUUUAGGCCAAAGAACAGAAGACCCGUAACAAAAACUAAGCUUUACUUACAAAGCUGGUACAGAUUACACACAAGAAGAUCCAAACAGGCAAACAAAAGCCACACAGAGAAGGGAAAAAUCUAAAAAAAAAUACUCAAAGAAAACAGACGAAACAGGAACAGGUACAAAGGUCAUCCACAACAACAUAAACUAGAACCAGGAAAACAUCAGAAAUACAAGAAAUGGCUGGAAAUUUUUCAUACAACAUUAACACCACCUACCUAACAUAGUGUAGAUCCUCCAUGUGCAGCCAAAAUGACCCAGAUAUCCUUAUAGUUCUGAUUUGGGGAGUAUAACGAUCAGAUCAAGGCUCUUGGUCAAGUUCCUCGAGCAGCUCCUGAGUAGUUUUUAUAGUGUGGAAGGUUGUUUUGAGCCUAUCCUCGUCUACAACAGUGUUCAGGUUGGUACCAGGAACCAAGACUCCAUAGCAGAAGUUUGCAUUGCUAUAAGACGUUCAGUGCCAUCGACUUUAUCCGUCUUUGUAUGUUCUAUACGUUACAUACAAUAUGCAAGAAGGAUCAAUUGGGUAACAAUGCAUAGCUGAAACUAACGAAACUGGUGCGACUGAUCACAAAAACUGAGAAAACCCAAAGACAGGAGGCAAAACAAACAGUGACUUAUAAUGACACAGGCAAUCCCACAUAAAUUCAUAAUUAAACCAAAAACCUUGACAAUGUGGUGAGAUUGAAUGUGUUUUGGUUGCAAAACAUCUGAAAAAAUUCAACUUUUUUGUAAUAUUCAUAUUCCUGUAUGAUCCAAACACCAUUUUUGACCAAUAAUAAGCAGCCUUUUUGUCAUGUAAACAAUACAAAUGUCAAACUAAAUAGUUACUGCCAAUAGCAAGUUGCUCUAAAAAUAUCAUGAAAAAAGUCUUGAGUCUUAAAUCAAGUUCAUUCAUUCAAAGGAAGGAUAUAGACUAAAAAAAAUAUCAAUUUAUGAAAUAAAAUAACAACCAAAAACAGAAUACCAAUUGAAGGUCAGUUUCUACAUGUAAUAAACAUGAAAAACUAAAUAUUAAAACCACUACGAGUGAGAAAAACCCAUUGAAACAUUGACCUUUUAGGGGAUUUCUUUAAAAUGCCGAAGGUGGAAAAAGAUUAGGUUGAGAGAAGAAGCAUAUUUACAGUCUGUGGUGAUAUAAGAAUGAAAAAUGGAGCUCUAAUGGUGUAAAAACUAGUGCAGGUGAUCACAAAAGUGGAGAAAACACAGGAGGCCAAAUUAACAGUGACUUCAAAAUAAAACAAGUAAUUACCACAUAAAUCUAUAACAAAACCAAAAACCUCGACACUGUGAUCAGAUUGAAUGCAUUUUGGUUGCAAAACAUUUUGAAAAAAAAACCCAAACUUUUUUGUAAUAUUUGUAUACCUGUACGACUCAAACAUCAUUUUUGACAAAUAUUGAUAUUAAACUGAGAAUUAAGAACACUUAGACUGAGUGAAACCCAUUGAAAACAUUGAUGCUUGUUUGGUUUUUCUUUAAAAUGUCAAAGGUGGAAGAACGUUGGGUUGAGAGAAGAAGCUUAUAUACAGUUUAUGAUGAUAUAAGACAAAAAAUGGAGCUGUAAUGGUGGUAACGGUGUAAAAACAAUCCAUUGAGUGCAUUUUCAUACUUCUGUAAUGGCUAGUCCUCAAUAUAAAACCACACAUCAGUGGUGCAGAGCAUUAGGAGUCAUAUAUAUCGACUGAACUACCAUGAAUCCACCAUCCAGCCUUACAUCUACAGUUUAAUGUCUUCUCAUUGGAGGAGAAUUAUCUGUUUCAGGACUAAUGUUGCUGAUUUCACUACCAAUCUUCUCCUCAGAUGUUAGUAAAGUGGUGGAAGGUCUCGUCUCCUAAAUGAGUUUUCAGCCAUUGCACAUCAGUGGACCUCCAGAAGACUGAUACAAUGUUUAUAGAAUGAAUAUAGUGAAUUAUUUCAGACUUUUUCAUUCUCUUAAGGACUUUUUGACCCCCGCACCUCUUGUUUUAUUGGCCAUGCAUCAAUACGGACGCCAUCCAUCCACACAUUAAUCUGAAUUAACUACAUGUGGUACAACAUAGAAGCCCGUUUUAGUGUCCAAGCAAACGAUUUUGCUUUGUCAAGUCUACUGAAGGGCUGUCGCAAGAGCUAAAAACCCAAACAAUGGACUCAUCCUUCGCCCAGAUUGACGACAUCUGUUGUAUUUAUACUCUUAAGUCUUCCAAAUAUUGUUUUAUCCAUUCGUCAGCUCAACCAGGGGGAUGCUAUUUGCGAGAUGGAGGUGAGCAGUAGGAGGUCAGCUUGGAUAAAAAGCUAAAUUUUUCCAUCGGAUAUUGUACUCGGCCUUUUCAGCUGCGGGGUUUGUACCCUCUGGAUCAUUGCUGCAACGGUUUUGGAGAUUGAUUCAUUAAAUAUUAACAAUGUG